Ricinus communis (castor bean) is the source of this 2625-nucleotide messenger RNA. RefSeq names its product dymeclin. Lineage: Eukaryota; Viridiplantae; Streptophyta; Magnoliopsida; Malpighiales; Euphorbiaceae. Gene Ontology annotation, cellular component: Golgi apparatus. The transcript is spliced from 18 exons. The record is from RefSeq and is a predicted model, not a curated record. Gene Ontology annotation, biological process: Golgi organization. Bases 237 to 2423 code for a protein of 728 amino acids.
AGGUUAUAUUUCAGAUUUAUCCCCCUUUCUUUCUCUUCAAAACCUUUGUUUCCAAGCUCCCUCUCUUCCUCGGCAUCAAACGUAAAACUUUUUCUUUCCAUUUCCACUUUCUCUUCGGAGCCAAACAGAUCCCCAAAAAAUUAAGAGAGGAAAAACUUAUAAUGCGAUUUAAGAUCGCCUGAGCACAGUUGACUCGCUCACUAAAACCGCUUCAAAUUCCAAUCCAAUCCAAUCCAAUGGGAGCUGUACCUUCAACGCCGCGGCAGAGUGCACGGCCACAGGACACGGCGGAGUACCUAAUCGGUUCUUUUGUCGGCGAAAAAUCAUUUCCUCUCGGUUCCGAUUUUUGGCAGAAACUUCUAGAACUUCCUCUCAAUCUCCACUGGCCUGAUGAUCGUGUUCAAGAAGCUUGUCAGCUCUUCGCACAAAACAAUUGUUACACAAGGCAUCUAGCGAAGAUUUUGAUUCACUUAGCGCAAUGUGUGCAAGAGGCAAUAUCAAGUAGUAGUGGUGCAGCAGCAUCACAGGCGGUUUAUAUGAAGGCUGUUAAUGCGGUUUAUAUUUCCUCUGUUUUUCUGAAUUACUUAAUUGAAAAUGCUCCAAGUAACAACACUAUUGAUGACUUGUAUUUAUCCUUGGAUCAAACUGAACCUGCACCAAGUGGUUUCAUUAGAGAUCAAAGCAUUGAAAAUCUUGUCAUGCACAGUGUGCUUAGCUUUAUUGGCUCUGUAGAUGUAAGUACGAACACAUACCUCCUGCAUCAGGAGUUGCUUAACUUCAUGCUUGUUGCAAUGUCAACUCAACUACUCUAUGGUCCAUCCCCGGGACCAACAGAUAUGAAUCCUUUUAUUGAUGCAGCAAUGGUGCAGGAAAAUUCUUUGGUCAGUUCAGUUGUUCGGCGACUAUUACUCAAUUACAUAGUGCGAUCGCGCAUCCCAUUGAAGAAUACAUCUUAUUCCUUAUUUUCUGAAGGGAGUCAGCCUGGGGUCUUGCAAAGAGUUGGUUCUGCGGCUGCUACUAUUGUCUUAUUGCCUUUCAAUUAUUUGGUCAGCUCAAAUGGUGAAGGCAUAAGAAAUCCAAUGGCGGAUGCCAGUCUUCAUGUGUUGCUUAUACUUAAUUAUUAUCAUAAAUGUAUUGUGGGUGACGAGCCCUUUACAGGAAAAAGUGACGACAGUGCUGCAUCUGAUUCUCUUUCUAAAGCAAAUAUGUAUUUCUCUGACAAUCCAUACUGCAAAGCACUAGAAAAUGCAAGGGAUAUUGAACUUGAUCGUGUGGAUAUUGAGGGGAAUGUACACAAUGCAUCACAUGUGCGGUUACCAUUCGCAUCUCUAUUUGAUACUCUUGGCAUGUGUUUGGGUGAUGAAACUGCUGCCUUAUUGCUUUACACAUUGGUACAUGGAAAUUCUGACUUUUUGGAGUAUGUUUUAGUGCGCACGGAUUUGGAUACCUUGCUAAUGCCUAUUUUGGAGACACUAUACAAUGCUUCAAAGAAGACGUCAAAUCACAUAUACAUCUUGUUGAUUAUACUUCUUAUACUUAGUCAGGACUCUUCUUUUAAUGCAAGCAUUCACAAGAUGAUACUGCCAAGUGUCCCAUGGUAUCAAGACCACCUUCUUCACCAGACAUCUCUUGGUUCCCUAAUGGUCAUAAUUCUUAUACGGACUGUGAAGUAUAACCUAUCUAAGCUGAGGGAUCUCUAUCUCCAUACAACUUGUCUAGCGACUCUGGCAAACAUGGCCCCUCACGUCCACCGGCUGAGUGCAUAUGCAUCACAAAGACUAGUUAGCCUUUUCUACAUGCUUUCUCGCAAGUAUAACAAACUUGCAGAGAGAAUAGAUGAUAAGAUAGGGAAGAAUGGCACAGCCGAACAAGACAGCCUCGCUGAAGAUAUGUCUGCUGAGUUGCACAUCUACACAGACUUCUUGAGGAUUGUCCUUGAAAUAUUAAAUGCAACUUUGACUUAUGCCCUGCCACGCAAUCCUGAGGUUGUAUAUGCUAUAAUGCACAGGCAGGAGGUUUUUCAGCCAUUUAAGAAUCAUCCACGCUUUAACGAACUGAUUGAAAAUAUAUACAUGGUUUUAGAUUUUUUCAAUAGUCGCAUGGAUGCGCAAACCCAAGAUGGGGAAUGGUCGGUAGAGAAAGUUCUCCAACUCAUAAUCAUUAAUUGUCGAUCAUGGCGAGGUGAAGGGAUGAAGAUGUUUACUCAAUUACAUUUUUCGUAUGAACAAGAGAGUCAUCCAGAGGAGUUCUUCACACCAUACAUUUGGCGGUUGGCUUUGACCUAUUGUGGAUUCAGCUUUAAUCCUGGUGCCAUAAAUUUGUUCCCCGUUGAUCUGCCGGUAGAAAAAGUAAACGAUUCUGGAGAGGAUCUUGAUAAGCAUCAAAACGGGGAGUUGGAUCAGCUUCUGCAGCUUGACGUAUAGUGGUUGAAUACAAUGUAUUCCACCACCAAUGUUCAUAAUUAACUGCUCUGUAAAUAGCUAUAAUAGAGAAAAGAUGUAUUCGUCUCAUUCUUUCCUGUUUAUAUGCGUGGAAUACUGUAGAUGGCACUUUCCCAUAUAUGUAAGUGAUGAUAACACAUUUUGAUGAAUAAGAGAGGAUAUCAAGUCCAAUUUUCAUGGUAUA